AUGGAAGAUGUGCAGCGCGAGCUGGUCGACUUCAGAGGCUGGGGAAUCAGCGUGAUGGAAAUGAGCCACCGCGGCCCGCACUUCAAGAAGGUGCUGCAGGAAGCAAAAGAAGCAGCAACUCGUUUUCUGGAAAUUCCCCAAACUCACAAUUUGCUGUUCAUGUCUGGAGGGGCCACAGCGCAGUUUGCUGCUGAGGCUUUAAACCUUUUGACUCCGGAGUUUUCCAGGGCCGACUACGCCAUCACGGGGUACUGGAGCAAAUACGCCAUGAAAGAGGCCUCAAUGUACGGGGAAACAAAAGCUGUCACAGAUGCUGCUGCUAAAGACUAUCUUGAAAUAGACCCUGUUGAAACUUGGGAAAUGAGCGACAAGGGCGGAGAGCAUCAGCAGCAGCAGCAAGACUUGCAGCAGCAGCAGCAAGAGCAGCAGCAGCAGCAGCAAGAGCAGCAGCAGCAGCAGUUCACAAAGGUGUGUUUGUGGGUGUCUUUGCAGCUGGAGCGCAGAAGAACAUCGGCAUUGCUGGAGUGA
This is a messenger RNA of Eimeria necatrix, 528 nucleotides long. RefSeq names its product phosphoserine aminotransferase, putative. The transcript has 4 exons. Gene Ontology annotation, biological process: L-serine biosynthetic process. Gene Ontology annotation, cellular component: cytoplasm. The record is from RefSeq and is a predicted model, not a curated record. Gene Ontology annotation, molecular function: pyridoxal phosphate binding; O-phospho-L-serine:2-oxoglutarate transaminase activity. The coding region runs from base 1 to 528 and encodes 175 amino acids. NCBI's taxonomy places the organism in Eukaryota, Apicomplexa, Conoidasida, Eucoccidiorida, Eimeriidae.